Notodromas monacha is the source of this 1570-nucleotide messenger RNA. NCBI's taxonomy places the organism in Eukaryota, Metazoa, Arthropoda, Ostracoda, Podocopida, Cyprididae. The record is from the annotation of a GenBank genome assembly.
AUGCGGACAGGAACUGCGUUGCCCGGAUCAUUCCGAGAUGAAAAAGCAGACGCUGAUGCGACAUCGUGUCGAUCGUGUUAUCUCGCAGCCCAUCGUUUACGCUACUUGACCCGAAACGUUCGAGUGAAACCGGGUUUCCCGAAUGCGAACCCCUUGCAGGGAGGAAUGAGGACGGAAACAUUUCCUCUUCCUCUUAUUAGGAGGGUGCAGGGUCGAGUGAGCGCCAAAAUACCAACUGAGCGUCGAGGAAAACUGAGCGUUAUGUUCAAUGAGAGAUGGUCGACUCUUCGGCAAAUGGCGGAUGCGUUUGAUGUGGCAGUGCAAGAUUCGAUUUCAACAACUGCCAAAAGCAAAUGUGAAGACAAGGAACUACGUGCUCUCCCAAAAGGACCGCCAUGUGGCGUAGAUCUAGGGUCAACUGGUCGACAGCUCACAAAAUGCGAAAAAGAUCUGUUGUUCGACAUGCUGUCAGAUCGUUUGGCACAAAAACAAAUCACUGGUCCCAUCGCUGGAAAAAUGCGAAGAGAGAAACUAAAUACUUUGGAAGAUGCCGUCGGUCGAGGUGUCAUGACUAUUUCUGAGGCAAAAGCUGGAGCUCGACAAUGGCUGGCCAAUGCUCGUCCACCAUGUCUGAACAAAGAGGAGAAGGCAGCUGCAGAUGAUUGUAACAGAUGUCCAGCACCGAAGGACAUUCCUUAUGGAUCUGAGAACAGAGAUAUUUGCUACGACAAAAUUGCCUUGGACAUCAACAAAGUCGUCAUGGGUUCUGACGUGGCAGAGAAUUUGUUCAUGAAGAAUAAAGCGAGGUCGACUGUAAACGACAUCGUGCAUCGUUACAACUGCCUGUUGGAUGAAAUCCCAUUGUUGGAGCAAGAAAGAGACCGAAUUUUGCCAACUGUGGAACGAAAGCGUCAAGAGCUCGUACGAUUGAAGGCAGAUCUCGGAACUUGGAAUGAAGAAAAACCACGGAUGGAGAUUCAACUCAAUGACUUGAUUUGUAUAAAAGAGGAAGCAAAUAAAGACUUGGCCAGGCUCAGGGGAGAAAUUGAUCGAAUCAAGCAGAACAUGGUGAAUCACGAACUAGCGCUGAACAAGUUAAGAUGCUUACCGGCAGAAGUACAGGAAUGUUAUGCCGAAUUGGAAAAGUUAGCUUCGGAUUUGGAAGAAGCGGAAACGCGAAUUGGCGAGGCGAAGCAGGACUAUCACAAAAUGUACACCACGACAAAAAUGCUGACGGACUCAAUCCUGAACCUGAAGUACAUCCCGGAUGUCGUGAGGUACUUCGCUGAAUAUCCGGACAACGUUUUCAUUUCCGAGUUCAUGAACGAUAGAGACCUCAAUCCGAAACGGAUGAUGACCAUAGAAGCCAAGGUGAAGCAUUCCAUCGUUUUGGCAUCAAGGCUGAAACAACUUCUGCAGAGAUACGAGCAAAAUGAACGACGAGUCAUGAAGGGAUUGAGUUAUUAAUUUUUCUAUCAUUCUUCAAGAUGAUUUCAUUUUCUGUGCUCUAGUUCGCUGAUCUCAAGCUUGUUAUAAAGAAUAUUUGUGUCAGUCUGUGAGACCCAUUAUA